This is a messenger RNA of Physella acuta, 4721 nucleotides long. RefSeq lists its product as uncharacterized. Lineage: Eukaryota; Metazoa; Mollusca; Gastropoda; Physidae. Gene Ontology annotation, biological process: response to pheromone; G protein-coupled receptor signaling pathway. The record is from RefSeq and is a predicted model, not a curated record.
GGAAGCGAUGAUUCACAGUGCAGUGAAAGUUUUCUGACAGCAUAUGAAACAGAUUAAAAAAUUAAAAAAGAUGAAGAUUAACAAAGGCUACUCACAGUUUGUUUUGAAAAUACUGUUAUAAAGCUAUUCAUUAGUUAUAACUAAAAGUUCAGUAUGGAUAGGAUUAUAAGGAUGUUUCCGUUAAUGUUGACAUUAACAACGACCACAAUAAAAUCAACAAACAGUCUUCAUUUAACUGGAACUUGGAAUAGUGACGAUGCUUUUUUAUUUUUAGCAAAAUUUGGCUUUCAAAAAACAGAUCCAAAAGAAUUAGAAAAUACUCAAGGGUUUAUAUAUGGUAAUAUAACAAAUACUACAGUCUUAACAUCAUCGAAAGAACUCACUCUAGUUGUUGUUGACAGUGAAUAUUUUCUUGAAUUUUAUGGCAACUCAACCAAAUUCAGCUCAGCACAGACAUGCUCUGCUAUGUUCAGAAAAAUUGAUUCCAUUGCUUUUGACUAUAUUUGUAAACCCAAAGGUGUACAGGAUUUUCUUCGGAAAGUACCAUGUCCAAGAAAUAAAUUUUGUGUAGAUGAAGACAAUCCAUCAAAUCUGGUCCCAGGUUAUCAAUUUACAUAUAAAGUUCGUGAUGUACAGAGACCCAGAUUCUGGUACUUAAGUCUUGUAUCAUGUUAUAGAGAUUCAACAUCAGAACGCAAGUGUGAAUGGCAAUCAAGCAAAGACUCAGGCAUUAUCCUACAGUAUGAUAUCUGGCUGGUCAAUGGAGAUCCUUCUGUAAAAGGUUUAAAUCCUUUUGAGCACCAGUUUUCUUUUGAACUUCAUGAUGUGUUUGAGAUUCAUCUUAUUGCAUUUACUUUUUGUGUCAUAAUAUUUUUAUUGUGGCUGUAUGCUUUCAGCAGCCAGCGUCAUAUUGUUACUAAGCUGUUCACUGCUUGUAUUUGUGGGGAAUUAUUAAGUAUAUCAAUGAAUCUGAUACAUGUGAGCAUAUUUGCAUACAAUGGUGUUGGAGCAGAGUGGCUAGGAAAAAUAGGGACACUGGUUGACCUUGCUACUCAAUGUCUGGUGAUGUUAUUGCUGAUUCUACUGGCCAAAGGUUUAGGAAUAACUACUGAUCAGUUCAAGUGGAGGUCUUUUAUCUUUACCUUGUGGGCUGCCUAUACUCUGCUGAAUGUCUUUCUUUACAUCUGGAAUUUGGUGGAAAUUGACAAUAUAAUCUCCAACACUGAUGAGUGGCAGACAGGUCCUGGGUAUGCUACAUUAGCAUUCCGUGUAUUAGUGAUGUUUUGGUUCUUGUAUGAGCUGCGGCAAACAUUUGGACUCACAGACAGAGAUGACAUGUCAUUUGUUAUGCAUUUUGGUGCUUUCUUCUUAGUAUGGUUUAUUUAUUUGCCAACAUUGGCAUUAGUGACGUUAAAAGUUUCCCCACUGUGGAGAUACAAAACAAUUCUCAGUAUUAAUUAUGCUGUGGAAAUUUUAGCAUAUGCAGUGCUUGUACAUUUGUUUUGGCCAGCUCGCUCAAUUCUAUUUAUAGUUGAAGGUGAAAGGCCAUUGCCCACUUAUGACCUUGAAAUUACCGGCCUGUUAGAUGAUGAUGUGCAAGAGUCCACUGAAUUACCUAACCAAGGAUUUGAGAUGAGAGAGUUACCAUCACCACCAAGAACUGUUCAAAAUAGUCCAUCCUUAGGUCUAACUAGACAAAUGAAUUUGAAAAAAUCUUCAUCCAAAACAAGCAUUGGUAGAGUGUCUUCAAACGGACAUUUGUAUGUACAUAAAGAUAAAAAGAAAUCAGAUGAGGAUGAGACAGAUGAUAAAGAGUUGUGACAACACUAACUUGUUUGUUGGAAGAUAGUGAUCAUGAUCCAGUGACAAUUUGUUUUGUUUUCUGUUAGUAAACAUUUGUUUAUUUAUAACAUUGAUUUUUUUUAAAUUUUGUUUUACUGAUGAUGUAUAAAUAGUUUUGGCCUGUUCAGAUGGGCAUAUGUUUAUUUCUGUCUUUGAAAGCAAGUAUGAUGUGCUUCCUGUUUGAUCUGUAGGCUAAAGGCUCUAAACAUUCUCAUACUUUUUCCCUAGAAGAUAAAUAAGUGUUUAUUAUUUUUAGCUAAAUUUAUUCUAUUUAAAAAAUAUAUUUUAUGAUCUUGUUAAUUGAUAAUCAGCCGUGGGACUACUAAGGUUUAUCAUUUUAGAACUAGUCGAUUUCUCAGUUUUAAAGUAUGUGUCACACAACCUAAUGUUGAACAGUUAUUUUGUGAAAUGUCAUGGGGUCCAGAAGUUUAAACGUUUUUGGUCAGUUUCUGAGAUGUUAACAUGAUAAUGUUGAAAAACUUUCUUGCCUCUUAGCAUUCAUCAAAAUUUCUUGAUUACUUGCUCAAUUGAUUGGAUGCUUGAAUUCUUCUUGUAAUGUGCGAUUUAAAAACGUUUUGCAGCCAUUCUUAAAUUAUCUCCCAAUUUAAAUACUUGCUGUGUGUGCAUUUUAAUUUACUGCAAAUAAUAGUGUUCAGCUCAUCAAACAUGUGAUUUUCAUAUUUUAAUAUCUAAAACUAAAAUCGAGGAUUGAAUUGGCUUUCAUUUUCAAUUAAUGCAUUUGAAUGGGAUUAAAUGAAUUAUAAAAGAUUGAUAACAUAAAGCAGAAUGAAUGAAAGAUCCCAAUUGAAAUGAACAGAAAUGUGUUGUGUUUGUGCGAAAAGUUUCAUCUUUCACCCACCUGUGGUUACUAUGUUAUACCAUUUCAUUAAGUUGUGAAAGAACUGAAAUCAAAUGGGCACUUUAAAGCAUGAGGGUGCAAUUAUAUAGUAGAGGUCAAGAUGACUUACUCCUAAUUUUUGAGGUAUGUUUACAUGCAUUAGUCCCUGAAUCCUCCCAGAUCUAAUAGGUACCUGACCCAAGUUGGGAAAGAUAGCUUGAUACAAUUAUGGCCACAUUAUCUCUGUAAUGGCUGAGGUAAUUGAAAAAGAUGAGCUUUUCUAUAUCUGCCCCAUGGACCUGACGUUCAGGAACUUUAAGAUGAUAACUAUAGUAAAAUUACCAGUACUUUAUGUAGAUUGAAUACAUUUGAUGAUUUUUUUUGGUUGUGUCAAUUUUUAUUUAACACCCAACAUUCCUCUCUACAUUUCCAAUACUUACUAUUUGACUGAAUACUUUUGACUGAACCACUGUGAUUUGUACAUAAAAACAGGUAACAACAAAUUUUGAAUUUUUAUGAAAAUCUAUUAAUUUUAUUUGUAUGCUAAUAAAUGCAAAUGGUUUAUGCAAUAAUUCUUUCCAAGUAUUUGUACUCAAGUCUGUUUUUACCAAAAAAUGUGAAUGAUUCUCAUAUUGGUUACUUAAAAAACAAAACUUUACUUAGCAUUCAUUAUCAUUGCAUUAAAUAAAAGUAGAGCUCUCUAGGCCAGAUUUUUAAAAUGUUUACUAGUUCUUUAUUCUAUUUGAUUAUUUUUUUCAUUAAGUAUUUCUAAUUAUUUAUUUUUUUCUAUUUAUAUUUUUGCAUAAUUAUAUUGAAUAUUAGAAAAUAGGGCAAUUAUAAUUAAAAUCUUAAUGACAUAAAUGUCCAUCAGCAAAAGGUAUUUAAUGUUACUAAUGUAUUAUGGUGAGUAUAUGACUAUAGGUGGAUCCAUAAGAAAUACAAAUACACAGAGGGUCAGAAGAUACACAGACAUUUUAAAAUGUUUCUCACCAAACCUAUAAAAGUUGUUGUAGCAAUAGAAUGGUUUGUUAUAAAAACACUUAUUUCUUUAUAUAAGCAAUUUUUAUUGUUUUCAAUUGUUGAAAAUGUUUGUAUCUAAAUAAUUGUAUGUGUGAAUCAUCUAGCAGCAAAGUUUUUUUUUCAGUAACUGUUGUUUGAAUUAUAAUUUUGUUUAUACACUAAGAUUUAAAAAAAAAUACCAUUGACCUUUGUUACUUCAUUACCACUUAAAAAGUAUCUUUUUUUAGAUGCAUAUUAACUGCAACUAAAAGAUUAGUACUGCAACAUUCUUUAAAGAUUUGUUAGUUUUAAAAAACCACUUUUACUUUACUUAGAGGGACCUCAUUGUAACAGUGCUACAUAGUAUACUUACUAAAAAGAUACUAGUUUUAGUUGCAAGUUUUCUCUGUAUUAAUUUUUUAAUAUACCCUAAACAUGUUUAGCUUUUAUAUGCUAUGUGGAUUAACAUAUUAUUGGUACUGUAUUAUUACUAUAUGUGGGUGUUAUAAGCUGAAGGUAAUCAGAAUCUAUUGUGCAUUUCUUGUGAUAUUUAUCCCACACAUUCUGCAUCUUGCACUCUUUGCUUACACCUACUGGUUGACUGGACACUUUGCACUCUUUAAGGACGUAUUUAUUUUCUCAAGACCUUUCUACAUUUGAUACCUUGAACCAUAUUCUACCAUAAAAACAACUGUAGCUAAAUAAUAAUUAUCAGCAUUGCCGUUUAAAAUUUGUUAUUGAUCAUUCAUAAGUACAAACUAAAUACUCAAUUUGGGUACAUCUAAAGUCUACAUAACUAUAAUUAAAAAGUGGCCGAUAGUUAACACAUUGUCACAGAUUUGAGACAUUUUAUGAGAUAUAGUCUGCAGACCACACAUACAAAUGAAUUGUUUUCUUUGUUCCCUUCUUCCAAAUAGUUGAAUGUUGUGAUUGAUUUGAUUGCUUCAUUUAAUGCAAUAAAUGGUUCUGUUUCAGGGACUAGUUUCUCUCAUUACAUCAUUUAUGUGCUCAUUGUUCAUUGCUAAGAACAAAUUAAAGAAAU